UCUCCAUAGCAAUUGUUCACACAAUGGAAGAUAAUUCUCCUGUUUAGGAUAAAAUUGAAGUUUUCGUGCAUUAAACAAACAGUAUUGAUGCACAAAAAAUAUCAGAAUCGAUUCUGAAUGAGAUUUCAAUAAUAUAAAAUAAUUUGAGCUAAAAUUUUGCGGCUAACAAAGUAAAAUUCUUUCGAAACCACAGGAUAUUAGUAGAGGAAAGCUUCGUGAAGUGCAGUGAGGGAGACUUUUUUUUAGAUUAGGCAUAUUGUGAUAUACACACAGAUUGAAGAUGGGAGAUAAGAAGAAUGAUAUGGACAGAAUUGGUCUGUUCCAGGAAAUGGGAUAUGUCACAAUUGGAGACAAAUAUAAAUCAGCCAAUCAAAUGGCAUUCAAUGACGCUUCACAAAAAGGCAAACAGAUGUUGCCUGGAGGGAGUAAGGAAAGAUCAGCAUUACAAGCAGGAUAUUUUACAGAUAAAUUUGGUAGAGUUUUUGAAUCAGAAGGAUAUUCGGAUCCAAUCAAACUACGACGGCAGCACAGACUUAGAGAAGCUCAGAAAAAUAUAGUAAAAAGUGCAUUUUUACCAAGUAGUGGUGAUAAGAAAAUGUCUGGAUUAGGAAGUCAUUAUGGUACAUUAAGUGGUCCAAUUGGUGCACUGAGUCCGCAGGCUAGACCAGGAAAACCACAUAAAACUUCAGGGAAGAAUUUUAUGACAAAUCCAGGAAAGAGGGGAACAGGAUUUGGCUAUAUCGGUAUAACUCUUGGAGAUUAUCCUAAGUACCAAGGUGAUUCCUAUAGCAGAGCAAGGGAGAUAACUAAGAAAGAACUUGCUGCACAUAAAGCUGCAUUGAAAGGAGAUUCAUUUAAACUGAAUAUGCAUCCAAAAUCUUACUUUGAUUCCAAUCCAUAUCACACAGACAAACCAAUGUCAAGAAAAGGAUCAGCAUCUAUUACAAAGAAAUUGGAUGGUCCAAAAUUCAAACCAAGUUCUCCUGGAAAGAGACCUGCUGGAUGUAAAGCUGGAACCUUUGAUCCUUACCCAUCACACUCAGCUGAUCCUUAUAAGAUGAAAAUACACCGACCAGUCAAUGUAGUCAACAAGAGUGGAAAAAUAUUUGUCCCAUCACAAGGUCCAAAAACUACACCUUCUGUUUCUAUAGUGGAUCAAAAUGUUAUGAGAACAAUCAACAUACAGAAUUACAGAUCAGUAUCUUCAAUAGUAUAAGUUGUAUAGCCACCACAUUAAUUAUUUAAUUCCACCUUAAUGUGCAUUUUAUGUAUUUAGUCUGUUACCAGACACAAACUAAAUUCAUGAAGAUUGAAGAACAGAAAAAACUGUCUUACAAUCUCUGGAUAGUAUUUUGUUAUGUUGGGAUGAAGGAAAUAUUUCAUUAUGUCUGUCAAUUAGGAUUUAUUCAUUUUCGUAAAUACUAUAUGUAUUUGUGAUUCAAUGAAAAAGUUACUGUUUCACAGAUACUUCAUUUUGUUGUUUUAUCACAUAAUUUUGUGAUUUGUUUGCACAAAAAUGAGCAUUUUGAAAAAAGAUAUUCCAUGGAAAUUAGUAUUUUAUAAAAAAUAGUUAAAUGACAAAUAAUCUUUGAAAAUAAGUAUUCCAUGGGAUAGCAAUGAAUCCACCAUACUUUCAUUUAAUUCAUUCAGCUAAAACUGACUAUUUGUUUGGUUUGUUAUUACAUAUAUUAUUUUGUAAUUGUUUUGUUGCAGAUAAUAUGAAUUUUAUUUGUUUUGUCUAUAAAAUGAAAAAGACUAAGUUUGUAUUAAAAUCUGUAAUGAUUCAAACCAAAGUAUGGUCUUUCGUCAUGUAAUUAUCUCCCCUUACUAAGAUAGAUUUUUCUUAAUUGAAGGGCAAGGUUUUGCUUGUCUAUUUUGAUAAGAAAUCCAGUGUAAGAGGUAAAAUUUAUAUGUUGACUUUUUUUACAUAUAAGUUGAUAUAUAAUAUGUAUUUUUGUUUGUAUGUAAACAUAUGUAUAAAGAAAAUAAUGUGAAUGUUAUUUUAAAUGUGUCAAAGCUAUUUCUUUUUAAUGUGAUACACAUAUCGUUUGUUCUUUACCUCUCUUAAACCCUUUGUAUAAUUUUAUUUGAAAGCUAUCUGUUAAAUAUUUUACUUUUAAAAUUAUGCAAGAUAUUUAUAUUUAUAUAUAUGAUGUGAAAUACCAUUUUUUCCUCCUCAGAAUACCACAUAGAUUGUUCACCCUUUAGACGAUAAAAUUAGGUGCUACAAUUAGAUAUAAAGUAAAUGUCCAAACAGUCAGAAAUUGGAAAUUUGUACUGUUAGCCUCUUAAAUUUUCAAAUUGCUAUAUUAAUCUUGCUUAAGGAAGUGCAAUCUUAGUUAAUUAUUAUGCUCAAGAAUUACCGUAUUGCAAUUUCUGUAUUAAAUUGUGGUGCAAAAAAGACAUGUAAAAUCCAUGGUUUGAGACAACAAAAUCAACUAUAAAUCAAAAGUAUUAAAUAUAUUUUUUUUGUAGAGUGUUUUAUUUUGAUUGAAAAUAGAUAUAUAUUGAUUAAAUUUUAAAUUUUAUAAUCAUGGUAGCAGUGUUCACUUAUGUUUAGCAAAGAAAUAUCUGAUGGACAUUGAGUAAUUUUAGACUCAUCCAUGUACUUGAAUGGAUUGCCAGUUUGGUCAUUUACUUUAUAAUAUUAGUGUAAACUGCUGAAACACAUCAUAGAAGAGCACAUCUGUUCAGAUUAUGACUAUUUGAUUUUAAUCGAGGAUUAUGAGUCUAUUAAAUGGUAUUCUAUUUUUA
Molecule: messenger RNA, 2754 nt
Organism: Mytilus californianus (California mussel)
Lineage: Eukaryota; Metazoa; Mollusca; Bivalvia; Mytilida; Mytilidae
Product: UPF0602 protein C4orf47 homolog
Exons: 7
Coding region: 281-1216 (311 amino acids)
Cellular component (GO): centrosome
Source: RefSeq, a predicted model, not a curated record